CAGCCGAGCGAGCCUCGCAGGCAGGACUGAAAAGUGGGAUGGGAGUAAACGAGUGUCACAGUUUUGUGUUUACGCUCGCUGACCGCGCGAGCAGAGCGGAGCCGAGGAUUGAAGGAGGGAGGAACCUAAAGAGCUCGUAGCCGCGUCGAGACACACUCCGCCCGGACACAGAGGAACCCUGCUCAGCGGGGUUCUGGAAAAUGGGAGCGGUGAAGUGAAGCGGAAAAACGGCCAGAAAAGAGCGCGACACUCUGGAUGAAAGAACAUAAUGGCGCUCUUCCUGUGGCUUGACCUGCUGCUGUUGCUGCUGGCGGGCGUGCGGUGCACUUCGGUCAAGAACUGCCACGCGGGCUGCCGCUGCGAGGUGGAAAGCUUCGGGCUGUUUGACAGCUUCAGCCUGACCACAGUCGACUGUCGAGGGUUGGGCCCCGGCGCCAUCAUGCCUGUGGCCAUCCCGCUGGACACGGCCUUCCUGGACCUGUCCUCCAAUGCCUUGGGCCACCUGACUGACAACAUGCUGGCCGGGCCCGGUUACACCACCCUCGUUAGCUUGGACCUUAGCAGCAACAACAUUACGAAAGUAAGCCCCAAUGCUCUGUCCAAGCUACGUUACCUGGAGACUCUCGACCUGAGCCACAAUGACUUGGAGGGCCUCCCGCCGGACUGCUUCUUUGGCCUCCCUCUGGCCGAAGUGGACCUCAGCCACAACAACCUCCGCGACUUCAACAUGAGCGCGUUUGUGGCGAAAGUCAACAGCAAACCCGUCAGCGUGGAUCUGUCGCACAACAAGCUGGCCUCGAUUUCCACAACACCGCACGGGAAACUUGUCCACAUUCAAAACUUGAAUCUAACGGGAAACCGUCUUUCCGGCAUACCGAAUCUCGGGGGACUCGAGAUACUCCGAUACCUCAGUCUGGAUAGCAACCCCAUCGUUGCCAUUGAAGAAGGCGACUUCGCUCACCUGACAGAUCUGGUUUUCUUAUCCCUGAGCAGCCUUCGUCAGCUUCGGGAAAUCGAGUCGAAUAGCUUUAAGGGACUCCGGAGUCUCCAGGUGUUGGAUCUCUCCAACAACCCCAAGUUGAAAACGCUACGACGAUCCGUUUUUACUGGACUGGACUCGCUGCAGGAGCUGAAUUUAUCCGGCUGUGGAGUGACGUUUUUACCGCAUAACACGCUCUCGCACUUACCCGCGAUCAAGAGCAUUGCGCUCGGACAGAACAUCCGCUGCUUGAGGACCCAGAAACGAGGAGUGUUUCACAGACAGCUGGGACAGACCCAACACUACGAGGUGCUCAACUGCCACCGGGAUAGCCUUGCGUUGUGAUCCUGCCAAUAUGGACCAGUCCUUUGGCCCUUCGUCGUUAUUCCGGCACUGUGCCUUCGAUCACAUACCUCUUCCUCAAGCUUUAAGAGUUUUUUUUUUUAUUGAUGCAAAUGGAUGAUCAAUGAAUGAACAUAAAACGGUCAGUAUGUAUCCAAAACGUCACGUCAUAUUCACAUUCUUUAAUCUGCAUACAAACAAUAACUUUGUUUUUGCGCUUAUUUUCAUCACAAACAAAGCAGUCCGAAUGUUCAUAGAAAUGCCGAUGAGCUCAAUCGUACGUCGCUUUUACCACCACUGACCACAUGACCACUAAGUUUAAGGCGUCAUUUAAGCCAAUUUUGAGGACCGUUCGCGUCCUUCCUGCCUUUUUGAGUUCGAUGCUCAAAGGACUUCUUCGCCGAGGCUGUGCAAAUCCAUUGACUUGACCGAACGUCAAACGACGAAAAAUGUGGUUCCGCGCCUCACUAGUACUGCAUUUUCAGAGCGAGGAUGGUGUUUUUCCCUUCGUUUUAUUACCACGCUGAGCCAAGAUGGCCGACAACUUCGCCAAAGUCUAAUUAACUCUGCCACUUAUAGCGUCAGUUAAUGACGUUGAUGGAGAAAACGAUGUGUACAAAGUAUGACGCGGUUUUGCUAUUUGCGAACCAAUUUAAUUGUGUUUGAAGAACGUUGUCAAAUGCAAAAAAAAACCAAACAAACAAACAAAAGACCAUAAUGUGAAUGUCAUUCCCAAAAGCCAUAUGUGCUCUUCAUUGUGGAAGUUCGUCACAUAGCCUUUGAUGUGGUGGCUACGUAGCGACGUAGGCGUGAGAGGGAAAACACACUGAAGCCACAUUGACCAGCAGUUCACUUUUUGCUGUGCCCGUUUGAAUAACGCAUGACGCAAGAAGUAUGACAAAUGAACCUUUUUCCUGUGGAGUGAAGAAAUGUCCAGGCUCAAGGCUGAAUUUGAAUGUCUGCCAAACCGAAUGAGGUUCUGGCUUUAAAAUGAUCACUUCUUUGGUGUUCAAUACAAUCAGAUCAUGUACAGUUCGUCUCCGUGGAGACGGACAUCGCGAUGCUGGAUGUAUUUUUGCAAAUGUAUGCAAAUCUUUAAUAAAUUGAGUUGGGUUUUUUUC
This is a messenger RNA of Hippocampus zosterae (dwarf seahorse), 2442 nucleotides long. RefSeq names its product tsukushi small leucine rich proteoglycan homolog (Xenopus laevis) (gene tsku). NCBI's taxonomy places the organism in Eukaryota, Metazoa, Chordata, Actinopteri, Syngnathiformes, Syngnathidae. The record is from RefSeq and is a predicted model, not a curated record. The transcript is spliced from 3 exons. Gene Ontology annotation, molecular function: protein binding. Gene Ontology annotation, cellular component: extracellular matrix. The coding region runs from base 269 to 1324 and encodes 351 amino acids.